This is a messenger RNA of Hyposmocoma kahamanoa, 4876 nucleotides long. RefSeq names its product tonsoku-like protein. Gene Ontology annotation, molecular function: protein binding. The transcript is spliced from 14 exons. The record is from RefSeq and is a predicted model, not a curated record. NCBI's taxonomy places the organism in Eukaryota, Metazoa, Arthropoda, Insecta, Lepidoptera, Cosmopterigidae. Bases 114 to 4529 code for a protein of 1471 amino acids.
CGGCUCGGCUUUCUACUGGCGCUUUUUUGUUGAGAAAAGUACGACAAUAUCAUGAUAUUAAACGUGUAUCCUUUGUGUAUCAUCCUAAAUAAUAAUUGAGAAUUGAUUCAAACAUGGAAGAAGAAAAACUCCUUCGAAGAAAGAAGAAGGCCUUAAACGGGAGCAAUAGACGAGUCUUAGCAGAAGCUUAUAAUGAUUUGGCUACCUACUACUACAAGCACAACCGAUAUAGCGAUGCUUUGGAGCAAUAUAAAGCUGAGGCUUCGAUAUGCAAAGAUCUCGGUCUUCGAAUGGAAUGGGGCACUUGUAACAGAAUGGUCGGCGAGAUGUACAUGUUAUUAGCCGAGUUUGAUAAGGCUCUGAAGUAUGAGGAGCGACAUUUAGCUGUAGCAAAAGAGCUAAACAACCAAGUGGAAGAGCAGCGAGCAAUGGCAACUCUUGGCAGGAUAUAUCUACUGCAAGGCCAGAGCUCUACAGAUGAGAAGGAGGCAGAGAUGUCACUAAAAGCUGCCGAAAAGGCAUUUAUGAAGAGCCUUGUCCUGUGUGAAAGUCUGAAUGGCAAAAUAAAGAAACAUGAGCUUAUGGAUAUGAGAGCUAGAUUACUUCUAAAUAUUGGUGUUGUACAAGAACACCUAGGCAACUUUGACAAAGCUCUUGAUUGCAUUCAUAAAGCCAUAACAAUAUGUUCUAAUCAAGAUUUGUAUGAAGUUUUGCAUAAUUGUUAUACUACAGAGGCCUUGUUGUAUAGCAAUAAGAAGAAGGAUUAUGCAAAAGCUUUAAGCUGCUUGAAUAAGGCUUUGGAGGUUGCUAGUCGGUUGGAGGAUAAGAUACUAAAAUCGUGUGAGACGCUAUCGUCAAAAGCGGACAUUCUCUGCAAGAUGUCGGACUACCAGAGCGCGAAGCAAGUGCUCCUUAAGGCGUGGAAGUUGAAAACUCCUGAUGAAGAUGAAAGGGAAAUUAUUGAAAACAAUCUUAGAGUUGUUGCAGCAAUUUGCUACACUGAGGACCUACUAAUCUCCACCGAUCCAUCAGACCAUACAACUUUUAAGAAACUGUACGAGAAACUCGGCGAUGGUGCAUGCCAUUUAAAGAACUAUCCAGGAGCCGUGGAGUAUUACUUGAAGAUGCUGGAACACGCUGAACUCGCUGGAGAUUUUGGGAAAACGCUUAUACCUAUUUACGUUAGUUUAUACCAAACUUACAAAGACAUGGGGAGCUACUACGAAGCUCUGCAAUAUUACGAGAAAGAAUACGAAUUCAUAAAAGACAUUCCUAAAGAAGCGUACACUACAUUGUACAAUAUCGCUGAAGUUUUAUUCUUAGCUAAGAAACCAUAUUUUCAAGUUGAAAGGGCUUGUUUGGAUGCCAGAAAAGCGGCUCAAGAUUGGAAUAAAAAGAAAUAUGAAAUAAGAAUACUAAAGAACCUUCUUAAGUACCAAGAAGAAUAUGGUGAGACUGAAAAACUUGAAGACACAAAGUCUGAACUUAGAGCUUUAGGUUAUGACGAUUUUGACAAUUUAGACAAUUCUGAGGACGAACAAAGCUCCGCGGGUGGAGGGGAUGAGGAUACCACGCAUAUUGGAGAUGAUAUAUGCUUGGAAGAUCUGACAGAUAUAUCAGAUACUAACGACGAGGACGUUCCGGAGACUAAACGGGAAGUCAGGAGGAGAGGUAAAGGCUUCGCUAUAAAAAAAAAUAUGAAAGGCGAAACCCAGUUACAUGUCGCGUGCAUAUCCGGUAACAAACUCCUAGUAGAACGUCUCCUAGCGAAAGGUCACCCGGUAAACGUGCGAGACAACGCUGGCUGGUUGCCUCUGCAUGAGGCGUGUAUCCAUGGACGGUUGGAGAUCGCUAAUGUGCUUAUUAAUCAUGGUGCUAACAUCAAUGAUCGGGGUGGCGUUAAUUGUGAUGGUAUAACACCAUUAUAUGACGCGGCAAGCAACGGUCAUUUAGAGGUGGUACAACUGCUAAUAGACAAAGGUGCAAUCCCAUCUUUAAAAACCGAUUUCGGCGAGACACCAUUGGAUGUAUUACAAAAAUGGCGAACACAGACCAUUCUUAAUAAAGACGAGGAAACAUUAUACAAUAAUAUAUGCAACAAGAUACAUAGUUUUAUCGACAAGAGUAAUACAGUAGAUGUAUUCAAUAGAUCAAAAUCUAAAACCCCAAUAAAACCUAAGAAAGAUAUAACACCACCAAGUACAUCUAAAAUGAGUAACAGAAUUAAGGAAUUAACCUCUCCAGCUAAAAGGCGUAAUAUAAUUGACGAUAGUGAUGAUGACCUGGAUCUAUCGCAGAAUGUGAGGAAUUUGCCGGCUUUUCCUUCUGACGAUUCAAAUUUUUCUGAAGAUAGUCCACCAGCUAGUAAUACUUUAGGGGUCAAAGCAUAUAAAGAAGCCAUAUCAGCGUUACGUAAUAGAAAUAUGGAUGAUCUUCCCGAAGUUGACGUAAGGAAAAAACCAAAACCAGCGUUACUUGAUCCUGAUGAAGUUGACGAUGACUGGCUAGAUGAUGAUUUGGGGAUUAAUAAACAAAACAAAAAGAGAAAACUUAGUGAUCCAUUGACAAUUGUUGCUAAGAAACCUUCCAUCGAAAUUAUAAGAGAUAGUAUUGAUAGUAUUAACAAAAUCACGCCACUUGUUGAAAAUAAUAAAACAAAUGAACGAAAGAAAUCAAGAAUCAGUGAUAUUGUGAACUUGAGUGACAAUAGUUCAGAUUCUGACAUCUUUCAAAGAAACGAAAAUGUAUGUCCGAAAGUAACUGCUUCUGAAUCUAUGCGGCACAUAGCAAAGGAACUUAAUGAAUCGAAACUUAAGGACACUAGAAUGACUAUGAGGAAAAGAUGGAAACAACAAAGUACAUUACUCAAAGCUGGAUUUCAAAGGAAACGAGACGAGAUUGAUCAAUCUAGUAACAGUGGUAGUGAUAAUGAAUUCACAACGAGAAAAGAUAAAAGAUGGACUAACACAGGAUCUCUAUCGAGAAAAAACUCCGGGGAUAAUCUCAUGAAUCCAGUUUCAUUCACAAGAAAUAAUUCAAAUGAGAACUUUUUCAACACCAACGAUGGUUUUAACGUAGUGCAAAGUUUGAAUCCUAAUAUAAUGCAACCAGUUAAUGUUAUACAGCCUAUAAAUAUAGUGCAGUCUAAAAACGGUCGUCCAGUGCAAACACAGAUUUUGCCACCAGCGGCUGUGAAGGUGCAAGUGGAGGAUAAAGUAUUGUUGAUAUCUUUAAAGUUGGACGCGAUAAAUAAGUUGACAAUCAGCUGGUUAGUUGAGGAAGUAAAAUCACGGUAUUUCAAACUAACAGGCAUCAAACCAGUGUUCAGCCUGAUGACAUCAGACGGCGCGAUAUUAUCUGAAGAAGAUCCACUAAGCCUUGUACUCUCAUCGCCAGAGUUAAAGACUUGUAUUACUAAUUGGAAAGCGUCGCCAGCUGAGGAGAGAUAUUUGGAGUGCUGUGAAGCCCUAGGCAUAGCAACCUCCGAAGAAAUUCAGCAAGCAGUAGGAAGAAGUCACACUACUCAUCGUUUAGCACUCGGCGCUAGAACAUUAUCCCCCUCCCAAAUACGACCACUUUUCCGAGCAUUAACCCACCAAACUCACAUUACCGCCAUAUUAAUAUCAGACAACAAUAUAGGAGAUGACGGAAUCAAAUACCUCACAGAAUGUAUCUGUACAAUGCGGCAUGUAACUAAUUUAGACUUAAGCAGAAACAACAUAACAGGCGAUGGAAUUAAAGUUUUACUAAACGCCUUUGAAAAAGCAACAAGGCCUAUACUACAGUUGUUGGAGGAAUUGGAUUUGACCGGCAAUCCUAUUUCUGAUGAUGGAUUUCGAUGCGUUGUCAAAAUAUGUCAGUAUGUGAAAUUAAAAGUGCUGAAGUUGAAUUAUUGCAGGCUAACGGAAAAUGCUAUGAACGAGUCGACGAAAAGUAUGCAUUUUGACAGUUUGGAAAGUGUAGACCUAAGCAACAAUGAUGUACAAAAAGUGAUGAUCAGUUGUUUUGUUUCGUCCUUAAAUCCGAAUUUGAUAACUGAUUUGGAAUUGGACAAUGUGGGAGUGGAAGGAAAUGUUGUUGGAUGUAUUGCUUCAUUUAUGGAUUCGGCGCGGGAAUUGAAGAUACGAAGAUUCGGAUUGUCGAAUUGUAAACUUGUUGAUGGCCAGUUUAUGAGGUUGCUCAGAAGCCUAAGUCGCGCCAAGCACAUUCAAACAAUAACACUGAAGAACAAUCUCCUGACGUUCAUCACACUGAAAAAACUUCUACAAAGGCAGCCUCCCGUACCUCAAAUUAACUUAGAGGGUUGUCAAGAUAUCUUCAAAUAUUCGCCUGAUUCUGAUUUCCACGUUUGGCUGCCGGCUAUAGACUUUGGAAGAUGUAUACCGGAGAUAAAUGUUUCUCCAGUAUCAAAUAAUGAUGAGGAACGAGAAAGUUUCAAAUCUUUCUCGAAAACUUGGCUGAAUUGUUUCAAAGGGCGGGGAAUGAUUGAACAUUGUGAUAACGGUGUCAUUAAGUUUACUGCUAGGUGAUUGUUACUGAUGAAUUGACAUUAAACUCACCUCAAUAACAGCCUAAAAUUUAAUAAUCUAAUACUCCAUCAAACAGGCCUUCCCAGAUAAGAAGUACCACCACAAUCAGUAUAACCUAAUCUAAUUAUCCAUCGAUUAUGUUAUGUUAAUAACUGUAGCAGAAUGCAGGCAGCGAAUCUGGUAUUCUGAAUCCUAGCAAUUACAUGGUAAAUUACGGUUUAGUUUAGUUCAUAGCAUGCUUUAUAAAGAGUGGUACUUAUUUAAUGUUUGCUAGAUUAAUUUUGUAGUAAUACUUAUAUUGUUAAAUGUAAUGUAAAUAAUCAAGGAUAAUUACAAAAUAAAAUGUU